AUGCCAGGAUACGACGGCCAUGAUGACGAUGAUUACUACAGCUCGAGCUGCUGCAUUGGGUGCUGUCGCGCUGGCGAUUUUGGCACUCAUGAUGCGUGCGGCCCCUGCUACUGCCGACGUUCCUUCAAACCCGACUAUGAUCCGAGCAUCUAUACCGGUUGGAGUUUCGGCCACUACUACCCCGGAGCUGCUGAAGACGCGGGAUCUUCUGCCGUGACCAACAAGGGGUCCAAGUCUCUUGAGAACAACACCAACAGCAAGGAAGCAGUUCCUCAGAUCUCUGAGCAAAAGACUGCUAAACAUGGCGAGAAGAACAAGAGUGCCGAUAAGCUCAAAAUUGAUAAGUCCUCGAAGUCUUCUAAGACCCCUUGCAAGACGACCGAGAAGUGA
Fusarium sp. VM40 is the source of this 390-nucleotide messenger RNA. Lineage: Eukaryota; Fungi; Ascomycota; Sordariomycetes; Hypocreales; Nectriaceae. The record is from the annotation of a GenBank genome assembly.